AUGAGCGGCGAGAGCAGCACCAGCGACAGCGAGGACGAGCAGAAGGAGUCCAUCGACGACCAGCUGAAGAGGAUCACCAGGCUGGGGCGGGAGGGCAGGGUCGAGGAGCUGAUCAAGGAGGCCAAGCUCCAGGACUACUCCGCGGAGAUGAUCACGGUCGCGGCGCUGAAGUCCAAGGAGCUUGGCAACGCUGCGUUCGCACGGAAGGAGUACGAGCAGGCGUUGGAGUACUACUCGGGCGCGCUACUCGGCGACGCAAGCGAGAAGGAGAAGGUCUUCAGUAAUCGCUCCGCCUGCCUGUUCCAGCUCGGCAAGUACACAGAAGCGCUCGUGGAGGCCACUAAGGCCAUCAAGGAGAAGCGGGGCUGGUCCAAGGGCUACUUCAGGGCCGGCAGGGCGGCGAUGGAGAUGGAGUAUUAUGAGGAGGCACUCGAGAUGUUUGAGAAGGGCCUUGAGAGGGAGCCCAGCAACAAGGACCUCGUGACGUGGACCCAGAAGGCCCGUGGAAUAAGGGACCAGCAGCACAAGGACAAGCUUUUGAAGAAGCAGACCACCGACUACAGCAAAUUCGAGGCCAUCACUAAGGCCCAGGAGGAAGAGGAUGAAGAGGAGGAGAUGGCGAACGACCCCAACAGGGUCAUCCUCGGUGACAGGUAUUACAAUUCCUCGAAGAUGGAGCAGCGAAGCUUGAAGGCGAUGCUGGGGUACGUGGAGCCGCCACCACCGCCCUUUAUGCCGAGGUUCGACUCCGACCUGAUCUACAGGCACGAGUCGCGCGGUCUGAAGACGCAGAAUCCCGUCUGGGACGCCACCGCGCGAGAGUGGAGGCUGGACGCGAAGCCCGCGCCGAGCCGGACCGACUACAGCGACUCGCAGCAGGCGCAGGCCAUCGCCCUGUUCCUGGAGAGGCAGUCGGACGUCGCGUACGCCGACGAGCUACUGAGCAUGCUCGACCAGCGCGCGUCGGCGAUAGGCGCCUACGCCGAGGCCGUUCGCGACCUCGUCGGCCAGCUCCUGGGCCCCGAGGGCGAGAAGCCCAGGGUGAAGCACAACAUGAUGGGCAACGACGCCCGGUGGCUCUUCGUGGGCGUCGGCACUGGUAUACCAGUGAUGACGUGCGCGAGAUACUUGCCCACUGCAGACAUCGUUGCCGUCACAGCACACCGCGCGUUUCACAUCGCUGACCUGAGCGUGUCGAUAGCGAGCUCGAACGGCUUCAAGAAGGAGCAGAUCAGGUUUAUCCACCGGCCGUCUCAGGCCCUCGCCGUGGUCGACCCAGACGGUGAGGACAUCAACAACAUGACCGGCAAGGCCGACAUCGUGGUGCUAGAUUACGAGUUGUUCGAUCCUGGUCUGCUUGGUAAGGGUGUCCUUGCCAAGGUCAACCAUAUCAAGCGGAAGGUGGCCUCGGCGGACCACGUCAUGGUGCCCAGAGGAGCCAUGAUCCAGUGCGUGCCUUGCGAGAUGAUCUGCCCUCGCGAUGAUGGCGUGACUGGUCUGGACUGGAGCGCGGGCGAUCUGACGCGGUGGGGUGCCUUCUACGAAGUGUCAAAUCUUGACGACGAGACCCUCGCUGAACCCUGGAGGCCACUUGGACAAGUACACGAAGUGUUCGAAUUCGAUUUCACCGAGAGCGAGGUCAAACUAAGUGGGCAGACUGACUUGGAUUUCGUGGCCGAAGCGGACGGAAUUAUGAAUUGCGUUUGCUUUUGGUACAAGAUGUCUUUGACUGCAAACGUGGAGCUGGAUCACACCCCGAUGUCGUUGAGGUCGCGAGGCGCAUCUCCAUUGAACGGAGACCAGUACAGACAUGCUACGCAAUGGCUAGCGGCACCGAUUACAGUUGCCAAAGGAGACGAGAUUCGAAUUCGCGCCUCCUAUAGCAGAUCGAGGGUCCGUUUCGAGGUGAUCUCGCCAGAAGUUCGGAAGGUGGAGCGGCGGAUCUCCUGUCCGAGAUGGUGUUUCACACGUCUGCGAGACGAGCAGCGCACCGACGCGUUCAAGAAGGCAAUAGAGAAAGCGCUCGAGAAAAUCAUGGAGCAGAGGGAGGAUGUCCCCAAGCUGGACCGACCGCCUCUGAGAAUAUGCCACCUCGGCGCUGGCAUUGGACAGAUGUCCAUGGUGGCGGCCAAAUGCGCCCGAGAUGCCGGGGUCACAGACAACGACAUAGAAACUCACGGUUGCACGGUGGUCGCCAUCGAGCAGAUGCAGAAGGUCAAGCACCUUGCACAACGGGCGUUCAAGGACAACGGACUUCAGAAUGAUAUCUUCUUUUGUAAUGAGGACGUGCGUAAGCUACCAAGCCAGCCGACUCGAGCACAGUUGAUGAUUUGCGAGCUCUUCGAUGCAGGAUUGUUGGGAGAAGGCAUCCUCGUUCUGCUCAACGCAGCCAGAGUGAAGAUGGCGAAUGCUUUCGAUCACCAGGUGAUCCCAGCUCGUGCCACCAUCUGGGCUGCAGCAUUUGAGUUUGGAGAGCACUUGAAUAACGUGCAUGGCUUCGACCUUUCAAUUUUCAAUCAUUAUCGUACCUCCUUGAUGGUGGACACGGACACAAUGCUUGAGAAAGGCGCCGCCAGGCAGCUCACCAAUGCGUUUGAGGUCUUCAAGUUCGAUUUUGAGAAGAACGAAAUGCCUGCGAUGCACACAAUCAAGCUCACUCCGACAGAAUCUGGGAAAAUCACCGCCAUCGUUUUCUGGUACGUCAUUGAAAUGGAUAUGGAAGGUGACAUUUUGCUCACCAAUUGGCCCGAGUCCAUCCCGCCCGCAGAUUUCUCCAUGAUGGAGAAGGACCUGCACCGUGCCCGACCUCUCAGGCAGGCCGUCUGCAAUUUUCAGGGCGACUAUGUGCGAGAGGUCACGAAGGGCGAGGCUGUGGAGCUGGACGCUGGCUACCACGAGGCCUGGCCGCAAUUCAUCUGGCCCGGCACGGAGAUGGUCCAACAUGAGGACGGCAAGAUGUACCCAAAGAAGCCUCCGAUGCCUAGGCACAGGCAAGCAUACGAGAAGAUGAAGGCCGAAACAGAGGACUUGGAGCGAAAACUGCAGGGAGGCCUGAUGUACGAUGAGGAGAUGCUGGCCGACGGGUACGCGGCUGCUGAGCGCGUUGCGCUCGAGCCAAAUGGGAAUCCGAAUUACUUGAUCGACCCGCAGAAUGCGAAUUUCUUCCACAUGAUGUUCUUCUUGUGA
This is a messenger RNA of Prorocentrum cordatum, 3186 nucleotides long. The record is from the annotation of a GenBank genome assembly. NCBI's taxonomy places the organism in Eukaryota, Dinophyceae, Prorocentrales, Prorocentraceae.